This is a messenger RNA of Impatiens glandulifera, 3442 nucleotides long. RefSeq names its product auxin response factor 8-like. Gene Ontology annotation, cellular component: nucleus. The coding region runs from base 706 to 3129 and encodes 807 amino acids. The transcript has 14 exons. Gene Ontology annotation, molecular function: protein binding; DNA binding. NCBI's taxonomy places the organism in Eukaryota, Viridiplantae, Streptophyta, Magnoliopsida, Ericales, Balsaminaceae. Gene Ontology annotation, biological process: response to hormone; regulation of DNA-templated transcription. The record is from RefSeq and is a predicted model, not a curated record.
CUCUCACUACUCUCUCUCUCUCUCUACUGCUACCAGGUUGAGCUUUGGUCGGGGAACUAUAAAGGAAAAAAGACUCUCUCUCUCUCUUUCUCUCUCUCACACACACACUCUCUGCGCUUUUCACUCUUAUACAGAAUCACAGGCUCUUUCAGUGAAAGCGAUUGGCCACGAAAAGCUCCGGUACUGUCUGCAACACUAGCGCAUUCAUGGAGGUCUCGGAGAACGAGCGGCGGUCCGAGCUCGGUUGAAGUUCAGAGAGAAACUAGGGUUUUUAGUACUGUGCACAAGCUAAACAAGGUACUUACUUGUCUUUUGGAGGUUCAGCUUGACUGACUUACUGAGCAGGGGCUGAAAUUGUGCGGAACCAAGGAAAGGAAAGGAGUGUUUAUAUUCAAUAUUGAUUUUGAAUUGCAGGCUUUCGUUGAGUGCCUGUAUUCGUGCUGUAAUUUAGGGAAAUGCUAUAUCACUUUCUUUUUUUCUUUAUGGCUUGAAUUUCUUGGGGGUUGAGAAACGAAGACAAUAUGGAGAUAAUUAUAAUAAUAGCUGUUUCGAUGAUUAAGGGCGGCAGGAGUUUGCUGAAGAGGAAGAAAGGGUCGAGAUAAAAAUGACACCUGAUUGAUUAUUCAAACUAGCUAUUAUAAGUCUAUUCUUCUUUAUCAUCUCAAACUUUAGUACUUUUAUAAGCAAAUCUUAUCCCAAGGUAUUAUGAAGCCUUCCACCUCCGGAUUAGCUCAGCAGGCAGAAGAAGAGAAGAAAUGCUUGAAUUCAGAGCUAUGGCAUGCCUGUGCCGGUCCUUUGGUGUCCCUACCAACGAUGGGAAGUCGAGUGGUCUACUUCCCUCAGGGCCAUAGUGAGCAGGUAUCAGCUACUACAAACAAGGAAAUUGACGCACAUAUACCGAAUUACCCCAACUUGCUGCCACAAUUGACCUGCCAACUCCACAAUGUUACCAUGCAUGCGGAUGUAGAAACCGACGAAGUUUAUGCGCAGAUGACUUUGCAGCCUCUAACAGCUGAAGAACAAAAGGAUACCUAUAUUCCUGUUGAGAUGGGAAUCCCGAGCAAGCAGCCGACUAAUUACUUUUGCAAGACAUUAACGGCUAGUGAUACUAGCACCCAUGGGGGAUUCUCUGUUCCUCGUCGUGCUGCAGAGAAAGUUUUCCCUCCACUGGAUUUCUCUCAGCAGCCACCUGCUCAGGAGCUAAUAGCAAGGGAUCUUCAUGAUAUUGAGUGGAAAUUUAGGCAUAUUUUCAGAGGACAGCCAAAGCGACACCUUCUUACCACAGGCUGGAGUAUCUUUGUGAGUGCCAAGAAACUUGUCGCUGGUGAUUCUGUUCUUUUUAUCUGGAAUGAAAAAAAUCAGCUUCAUUUGGGGAUUCGCCGUGCCAUUCGACCUCAAACUGUAAUGCCAUCAUCUGUUCUGUCUAGUGAUAGCAUGCAUAUUGGACUACUUGCUGCUGCAGCUCAUGCUGCUGCGACCAAUAGCUGUUUCACAAUCUUUUAUAAUCCAAGGGCCAGUCCAUCUGAAUUUGUCAUUUCCCUCUCGAAGUACGUCAAGGCAGUGUAUCAUACCCGUGUAUCUGUCGGAAUGCGUUUCAGGAUGCUAUUUGAAACAGAGGAGUCGAGCGUACGGAGAUACAUGGGCACAAUAACUGGGAUUGCUGAUCUAGAUCCUGUUCGAUGGCCAAAUUCUCACUGGAGAUCUGUAAAGGUUGGCUGGGAUGAGUCAACUGCAGGUGAGAGACAACCAAGGGUGUCGUUAUGGGAAAUUGAGCCUUUAACUACAUUUCCCAUGUAUUCAUCAUUGUUCCCACUCAGAUUGAAGCGCCCUUGGUAUCCCGGUGCUUCUUCUUUUCAAGAUGGCAGAGAUGGUUCAGUUAAUGGCAUGCCAUGGUUUAGAGGAGACGCCAUGGGAGAACAAGGACUUAACUCCAUGAAUUUUCAAUCUGUUGGAAUGUUCCCCUGGAUGCAGCAGAGGCUUGAUCAACCAUUCCUUCGAAAUGACCUUAACCAACAGUAUCAAGCUAUGUUAGCGGCUGGUAUGCAGAAUACAGCCUGUGGUGAUCCUCUUAAACAGCAGUUCUUACAGUUACAACAGCCAUUGCAAUAUCAUCAACCUUCAAGUCCAAAUGCUGCAUUACUGCAGCAGCAGCAGCAGGCAUCAUCUGUGAAUCAACUCUUCCAAGCACAACAGACUCAAAUGGUUCAGUCUGAAGAACAACAUAAACAGCAACAGCAACGUUCCUAUCAAGACUCGCAUCUGAUCAACAGCGAGCCACUUCAGCAAAGGCAGCAGCAACCUGUAAUCUCAUCUCCCCCCAAAUUAUCCUCUGGCAUUAAUUCUUCGAGCAUACAAAACAUGCUGGGUCCGUUAUGUACUGAAGCUGGUGAAGAUCUUUUGGGUUUCUCAAGGACGGGUCAAUCCUGGUCUAGUAAAUAUGCUGUAUCGCCUUAUCCUGCAAAGGAUCCUGUCAUAGAGCUUAAUAAUAAUAAUAACAAUGGGCUUCAUUCGCACAACCAUGCUCUUUUCAGUUCGAAUGGUGUUGAUUCUUCCGGCCUCCUCCUCCCCACAACAAUAUCUGGCGUUGUUACUUCCUCAGUUAAUGCAGAUCUAUCCUCUAUGCCAUUUGGGGGCUCGGGAUUACAGGGUUCUCUUUACGGUUGUAUUCAAGAGCCCCCUGAUAUGUUCCCGAGUACAUUUGUUAAGGUUUACAAAUCAGGUUGGGUUGGAAGGUCGCUGGACAUCACCCGGUUCACCAGCUAUAAUCAGCUGCGGGAGGAGCUGGGUCAGAUGUUUGGCAUCGAGGGUUUGUUGGAAGACCCUCAGAGAUCAGGCUGGCAGCUUGUAUUCGUCGACAGGGAGAACGAAUUGCUUCUCCUUGGAGACGACCCAUGGGAGGCGUUUGUAAAUAACGUCUGGUACAUCAAGAUACUCUCACCGGAGGACGUGCAGAAGCUAGGCAAGCAAGAACCGGAGGAUGUGCAGAAGCUAGGCAAGCAAGAAGCUCAGUCCUUCAGCUUCGGUAGCAGCGAAAGGAUGAGUACAAGUGAGAGUACUGACGCUAGGGACCUCGUUUCUGGUCUCCUCCCUUCCUCAGGUGGAUCUCUUUCAUACUGGGACCACCAUUAGGAUGUGUGAUUCUAUUUUGCUUCUUAAGGUUCGAUCGACACACCACGAGUACGUACGACUCUAUUAACUAAUCUUUAAUUUGCUUCUCUUCAUCUUCAUGUGUGCAACAACCUCUACCUAUUUUGUAUUGGGCUUCGACCCUGUCUGUUAUGACGACGCAGUAUGACUGCGGGAAGAAAGAAUUUAUGUACUACUACUACUAUACUACUAUUAGUGCCCGAAUCUGGGUGGGCUUAUUAAGUAGACAAUUAUUGAGUAGAAUCUCUGACAAUGGCUAAUGCCUUAAACCAUCCCAAAUGGGAAGACUUUCACA